This is a messenger RNA of Nelumbo nucifera (sacred lotus), 932 nucleotides long. RefSeq lists its product as uncharacterized. The record is from RefSeq and is a predicted model, not a curated record. Gene Ontology annotation, cellular component: TRAPP complex. Gene Ontology annotation, biological process: endoplasmic reticulum to Golgi vesicle-mediated transport. NCBI's taxonomy places the organism in Eukaryota, Viridiplantae, Streptophyta, Magnoliopsida, Proteales, Nelumbonaceae.
GAAGUGGAGGAAUUAGAGGAAGUGAAGAAAUCAACUCAGACAAGGGAUAAACUUUGGUGGAAAGAGUGCUCAAAUGGGAAGUUCUCUGUUAAAUCAUGUUACAUAGCUAUUCUCAAGGAUGAUUCAGAUCCAAAUCAGAUAGGUGGUGUUUGGGAAAAUCCGGUCCCUCCAAGGGUUGAAGUGUUUGCUUGGCUCGUGGCAAUGGACAGCAUAUUGACUGUGAAUCAUCUGAAAUCCAGGGGUUUUAGCAUGGCUAGCAUGUGCUUCCUAUUGCAAAGAACAGGAGGAAACUGUUGGAUAUCUAUUCCUCUCAUGUCAUUCUAGAGUCUUCUUAAUGGCCGCAAUAUACAGCCUCUUUAUCAUCAACAAAUCUGGGGGAUUAAUCUUCUACAAGGAUUACGGAUCAGCAGGGCGAAUGGAUACAAAUGAUAGCCUGCGGUUGGCAAGUUUAUGGCAUUCAAUGCAUGCGAUCUCUCAACAAUUGUCUCCCACUAUGGGUUGUUCUGGGAUCGAACUCCUCGAAGCUGACACAUUUGAUCUUCAUUGCUUCCAGUCACUUACUGGAACGAAAUUCUUUGUGGUUUGUGAACCUGGAACACAGCACAUGGAUGACCUCUUAAAAAUCAUCUAUGAACUGUACACAGAUUAUGUGUUGAAAAAUCCCUUCUAUGAGAUGGAAAUGCCAAUUCGGUGUGAGCUUUUUGACCUCAACCUCUCCCAGGCAAUUCAGAAGGACCGUGUUGCAUUGCUGGGGCGAUAAGCCUUUAUGUAGUGACUACCAGAUGGAUAGUCAAGCUCUGUUUAUUCAUGUUUUAGUAAUGAUGGCAUGAUAUAAACUGUUUUUUAUUGGCUUGUUUAAUCUAUUUGCUCAUGUUAAUUUUAUGAAUUGGUCAAUAGCAUAGUAAUUCAAGAGUUUUUAAACCCUCAUCCAA